Ceratotherium simum simum (southern white rhinoceros) is the source of this 3458-nucleotide messenger RNA. It is a transcript of the gene PKD2L2, whose product is annotated as polycystin 2 like 2, transient receptor potential cation channel. Gene Ontology annotation, molecular function: calcium ion binding; calcium channel activity. Gene Ontology annotation, cellular component: membrane. Lineage: Eukaryota; Metazoa; Chordata; Mammalia; Perissodactyla; Rhinocerotidae. Gene Ontology annotation, biological process: detection of mechanical stimulus. The record is from RefSeq and is a predicted model, not a curated record.
GAUUAGGGACAGAUAAGGGGUUUUUGUUUGUUUUGUAUUUUGCUUUUCCAUUUUAAUACAGACCCAGUGAGGAAACAUCCAUGUGAUAAAAGUCAUUGGUAUACAGUAAUAAAAUGACUGCCUGCUUACCCCAUGGGAACAUGUUAGUAAUUAUUCCUCCUUCAUCAAAUGAGAAUAAAAAAAUAACCAGAAGCCUUUGGACCUUUCCUUCGCACAGUGUAACAGCUAACUGGCUGUGUCUUUCUAUCGAUAUUUAUGUACGUUAUAAAUUACAUAUUGUAAAGGAAAAUUUUGUUUUAUAUCUCACAGGGACUCCAAAACAUCCUCUGCAUUACAGGAAGGAAGUAGAAAUUAGAACUACCCUUCAGGAGUUGUUACUCUACUUUAUUUUUUUAAUAAACCUAUGUAUAUUGACUUUUGGGAUGGUAAACCCACAUAUGUAUUACUUAAACAAAGUUAUGUCAUCUCUAUUUUUGGACACUUCUGUGCCUGGUGAUGAGAGAACCAACUUUAAGUCUAUUCGCAGCAUAACUGAUUUUUGGAAGUUUAUGGAAGGACCCCUUUUGGAAGGUCUGUACUGGGACUCAUGGUACAAUAACCAGAAGUUGUAUAAUUUAAAGAACAGCAAUCGCAUCUACUAUGAGAACAUACUUUUAGGAGUCCCCCAAGUCCGUCAACUAAAAGUCCGCAACAACACGUGCAAGAUUUAUUCAUCCUUUCAGUCUUUGAUGAGUGAAUGUUAUGACAAAUACACUUCUGCAAAUGAAGACCUGUCUGAGUUUGGCCUUAAAGAUGAUACUGAAUGGAAGUACUCUACUCCUAGUGUCAACUCCCCUUGGCAUUGGGGAUUUGUUGGUGUUUACCGAAAUGGGGGCUAUAUUUUCACUUUAUCAAAAUCAAAGUCUGAAAUCAAAGACAAGUUCGUUAACCUGCGACUGAACAGCUGGAUCACAAGAGGGACUAGAGUUAUUUUUAUUGAUUUUUCAUUAUACAAUGCUAAUGUAAAUCUGUUUUGCAUCAUAAGACUGGUGGCAGAAUUCCCUGCAACUGGAGGAAUACUUACUUCAUGGCAGUUUUACUCUGUGAAGCUCCUCAGAUAUGUUAGCUACUAUGAUUAUUUUAUUGCUUCCUGUGAAAUCAUAUUUUGUAUUUUUCUUAUUGUCUUCACAAUACAAGAAAUCAAAAAUAUGAAAGAAUUUAAGUGGGCCUAUUUCAAAAGUAUUUGGAACUGGCUAGAAUUGCUACUUUUGGUGUUGUGUUUUGUGGCUGUUUUCUUCAACUCAUACUGUAAUAUACAAGUUUUCCUGUUACUUGGACAGCUGUUAAAAAAUACCAAAAAAUAUUCAGAUUUCUAUUUUCUUGCAUACUGGCACAUUUAUUACAACAAUAUACUUGCUAUUACCAUCUUCUUUGCAUGGAUAAAGAUAUUCAAAUUCAUAAGCUUUAAUAAGACGAUGUCUCAGCUGUCAUCAACCUUGUCCCGCUGUAUCAAAGACAUAGUAGGAUUUGCCAUCAUGUUUUUUAUAAUAUUCUUUGCUUACGCCCAGUUAGGAUUUCUUGUUUUUGGAUCACAAGUUGAUGACUUUUCCACUUUUCACAAUUCCAUAUUUGCACAAUUUCGAAUUAUUCUUGGAGAUUUUAAUUUUGCUGGAAUUCAGCAAGCCAAUCGUAUCUUGGGACCCAUUUACUUCAUCACUUUCAUCUUUUUUGUGUUCUUUGUCCUGCUGAACAUGUUCUUGGCAAUAAUUAAUGAUACCUAUUCUGAAGUGAAAGCUGAUUAUUCACUAGGCAGAAGGCCAGAUUUUGAGCUUUGUAAAAUGAUUAAAGAGAGUUACAACAAUGCUCUCGAAAAACUCAAUCUAAAGAAACCUCAAAAGGAUGAAAACAAGAACAAUAUGAAAAGCGGAGAUUUGGCUGAACGAGCCAGAAGAGAAGGCUUUGACGAAAAUGAGAUUCAAAGUGCAGAGCGGAUGAAAAAAUGGAAAGAGAGGCUUGAGAAAAAGUACUAUUCUACAGAAACUCAAGAUGACUACCAGCCUGUCACUCAACAAGAAUUUCGAGAACUCUUUUUAUAUGCCGUGGAGCUGGAAAAAGAAUUACACUACGUCAGUUUAAAACUAAACCGAGUAAUGAGAAAGGUUUCAGCUCUACGAUAUUGAGAGAAGUGGAGGUGAGAAUCUGUGAUGCAAUCACUGACCAUUCCUAACAAAGAUUUAUUCUUGUAUUCAAUUAUUUCCUAAACUUGUCCCCAUUUCAGGUACACUUUAAAAGUACUAAACCACCUAUUGUCCGAGUCAAUGAUAAUCACCAAAUGAUUUCCAGGAAUUAAGUGCCUCUGAAUGAGACCAACGUAUAAUCCAUGCAUAUUACAACACGCCUCCAGAGUAUAUACACAUUGAUACACACAAAGGAUUUUAUAACAAGAUUUAUUAUUAAACUCUAGGGAUGUGAAGGGAAAGUACAAAAUAAUGCUGCUUAUAGUUCAUGGGGCAGGUCUCUAUAAUUAAUAGUUCAGUAAGUAGAUAGACAGUUUUCUCAGUGUUGUUACACAGAGUAUAACAACUGUUGGUGCUCUCAUCAUGUACCAUGUUUUAACUUCCACUGUCCACAGAUAAAUUAAUAAAUGUUUAGGAUUCUGGAAAACCAUUAUAUAAUACCCCAAGUAAAAUAAUCUUAUCUCCAUUCUUUCCGAUUUGAAGUCUCCUGGAAAAAGUCAUAGUGCAGAAGAAUAAACUUUCCAACCACCUACAAAAAUUUCACGAAUAUCUUCAAACUGGAAAUUCAUCUAGAUAGUUUCUAAAGUAACACAUUUAAAGCUUCCCCAAAGUGCUUCCUUGACUACUUUAAAAGCAAGAUAUACUUUAAAAAAUAAAGAGCAAGCUAGGGGUAUCAGAGUUAUAAGAAGUCAAGUUAUGUUUCUAAGUGUAAAUGAGGGUGCUGCAAAAGCCCUGUUUGGAUGGUUGGAAAGUUGUAUAUGGUCAGCAUUUUGGAAAUUAGAAGGAAAUUCUAUUAAUUUUUUUAGGUUACAUAAGCCCUCCUAGAAGAGCCACAUGUUCUCUUAGCCCAAGUACAUCAUUUGACCAUAGCACUCAACUUCCACAUUGGUGCUCAAAGUCCCUGGAUUUUAAAACUCGAACAACGUAAUUUUUAAGUCUACCCACCUUCCUCGGGCCAAGCUCUUCUCUUAGAGACUGUACUUCAAGUUUUCUUAAGAGGAUAACUCACUACAACAAAAAAUGCUGACUAUUCUCUCUACAUCUCCUCCCUAGAUUUCCACAGGGAAUCAACAGCAUGGCCUUUCCUUGCCUUACUAGUCCCCAGAGCUGUAGCCAGCCAAGUGGUUUGGUAACCCUGUUGUCCCCCAGAUGGUCCCUGGUUGAGGUACUUCAAAAAAGCCCAGAAACAUUAAGGCAAGGGAAUACUUGAGGUCUCUAUUUUUUCUUUUUUAACAUCUAGUG